Molecule: messenger RNA, 384 nt
Organism: Cooperia oncophora
Lineage: Eukaryota; Metazoa; Nematoda; Chromadorea; Rhabditida; Trichostrongylidae
Source: the annotation of a GenBank genome assembly
AUGGAGCCGAGCAUAUGGAACAACGCAUCAGAUGACUACAAAUCCAAUGAACGACGUCAAUGCGCGUGGGAGAGAAUAUAUAACGCAACGCGCUCGAAAGGCUGCACUGUCGAGCUCAAGGGCUCGUGGAAAAACUAUCGUGAUUUGUGGCGAAAAAAGAGAUGUGCUAGCACAGGAUCUGCAGAAGGAAGAAAGUGGAUGUUUGACGAUAUACCUACUGUCUACAAUCUGGACAUAUCUGGAGACUCUAUAGAUGCUGAUUCCGACGGAGGAAUUGAGAGGCCACAGACCGCCAAUUUGAAGUUGGGUGAACCACCAAGAAAGAUCCCUCGAUCGGAGGAAAAUGCGAACCUGUCAUUUAUAGCCUUACCUCCAUUGAGCUAA